This is a messenger RNA of Aedes albopictus (Asian tiger mosquito), 1319 nucleotides long. It is a transcript of the gene nac, whose product is annotated as GDP-fucose transporter 1. Lineage: Eukaryota; Metazoa; Arthropoda; Insecta; Diptera; Culicidae. The record is from RefSeq and is a predicted model, not a curated record. Gene Ontology annotation, molecular function: GDP-fucose transmembrane transporter activity; antiporter activity. Gene Ontology annotation, cellular component: Golgi apparatus. The coding region runs from base 197 to 1204 and encodes 335 amino acids. Gene Ontology annotation, biological process: GDP-fucose import into Golgi lumen; protein O-linked glycosylation via fucose. The transcript has 2 exons.
CGCGAGAAAAAGUCGAACAAAUUUAGCUGUAUUUUGACAAAGCUUUUGUUUUGAUUGCUCAUGUUGGGUGCUUCAGCUUGAGGCGUAUCGGUAUAUCCUGCGUGUCGAUCCCGUCGCGGCCGCAGUGAUUAGGGAAAACAAUCCGCAAAAUUUUCGCAAUAGCUUUUGAUCGGUCUCCGACGACCCCAAGCACACCAUGUAUCAGCCGCUGGAAACCAACAAGGGUGGCCUGCUCACCAAAUAUGUCCGGAUAUUGGCGGUGGUUGCUGCGUAUUGGGUCGUAUCCAUCCUGACGGUGUUCGUUAACAAAGCCCUCUUGAGUGGCCUGGAGCUGGACGCGCCUCUAUUCGUAACAUGGUUCCAGGUGUUGACCUCGACGAGCAUUUGCUUUGUGAUGAUGGCACUUAGCCGGAAAUACCCGGGCAUGUUCAAUGUACCGUCCGGAAAUCCACUGGACAGAGAGGUAAUGCGGAAAGUAUUACCGCUGUCGCUCUUGUUCACGGCGAUGAUUGCUACGAAUAAUCUCUGCUUGAAGUAUGUCGGAGUGGCGUUCUACUACGUGGGCCGUUCGUUGACUACGGUAUUCAACGUAGCUCUGACGUAUCUGCUGCUUGGGGAGAAGACCAGCGGCAAGGCAGUGCUGUGCUGUUUGCUGAUUGUGAUCGGAUUUUGGAUCGGAGUAGACCAGGAAAGCUUGACGGAAUCGUUUUCGCUCAUCGGGACGAUUUUUGGAGUGCUUGGGUCGUUGAGUCUGUCGCUGUACUCGAUCUACACCAAGCGCACUUUACAGUUUGUCAAUCAGAAAGUGUGGCUGCUAAGUUACUAUAACAACGUCUAUUCGGCGGUUAUUUUCAUUCCGUUGAUGCUGAUCAACGGGGAGUUCCAGGUCGUAAUGGAUUAUGAACACCUGGCCGAGCCAUGGUUCUGGGGAGUGAUGACCGUGGGAGGCAUCUGUGGAUUUGCCAUCGGAUUCGUGACGGCGCUGCAGAUUAAGGUGACAUCACCUCUGACGCACAACAUUUCCGGAACGGCCAAGGCUUGUGCGCAAACUGUGCUGGCCACCACCUGGUUUAGCGAGAUCAAAUCGUUCCUAUGGUGGACUUCCAAUGUCGUGGUUUUAGCCGGCAGUGCCCUCUACACUCGGGUGAAGCAGCUCGAAAUGGACAAACGUCAUCGGGAGCAAAUGAAUAGCCAAAAAGUUUAAAUGAAGCGAACAAAAUUCUAUAAUUCCUUACAGUUUAAGACUUAUAAUAUAUAUGAAUAACACAAAAAAAAUCAGUUCGAUUUUUAGUUCAACUAGAUAAUGAACGAACACUUUA